UUUCUUCGGUGAAAGACAAGAUGAAGAUACUUGUCAAAACUCUGAAGGGGGCUCGCUUCGAGAUCCAAGUCAACCUCGAGGAUUCGGUUGGUGAUGUGAAGAAGAACAUAGAGACCGUGAUGGGAGUUACUGCAUAUCCUGCUGCAGAACAAGUGCUUAUUCACAAAGGGAAAGUGCUUAAAGAUGAAACAACGGUAGAGGCUAACAACGUUUCCGAGAAAAGCGUUAUUGGCGUUAUAAAGAAAAAACCUGCAUCUACUGGAACGUCUACUGCAUCUGCUAGCCUUACUGCUCUGGUUCAUGCAGCGCAUCCUUCUUCAACUGCAACUGAGACUCCUGUAACUCCUACUGAACCUGCUUGGGAUGCUGCAUCAAAUGGGAACUAUGAAAGUAUUUCAGAGAGUAACAUUCAGCAGAUUCUUGAGAUGGUCCGUGGAGCCUGGAGCCGUGAAGCGGUUGCCUAUGCACUCUGUUUGGCAUAUAAUGACCUUGAUAAAGCUUUGGAAUAUAUUUACUUUGGUAUCCCGGUGCAGAGUGAAGAUCAUUACUCAACGGAGGAGCAAACUCAAGAACCUGAAGAAACAGACCUAGAAUGGUCACUUGAUUCCUUGCGCCACACUCCAGAGUUUGAGUAUCUACGACCUCUGGUGCAAUCAGACCCUAGUCUCCUAAUGGAUUUUUUACUGAUGCUAAAGAAACAAAAUCCGCCAUUCUUUCGGUUGAUUCAAGACAACAAAGCAGACUUCUUACGCUUAUUAUUGGAGCAGCCUCAGGAACCAAAUAACGGAGGAGAUAGCGGCAACCAAGUGGGAGAGUCUGAAGAAACCAAAGUUGAGGAACUCCAAGCAGACAAAACCAACAACCCAAACAACGAAGGAGAUGGUGGCAACCAAGUUGGAGAGUCUAAAGAUACCGAAGUUGAAGUCGCCACCCCUGAGGAUUAUGAAUUGAUCGAACGGCUGGAAGCAUUGGGAUUUGAGAGAGGUGAUGCGGCGGUGGCGUACUUCGCUUGCAACAGGAACGUCCAAGUGGCUGCUAACCAUCUUCUCGGUUACAAGCACGAGUCUCGACGAGAAUAGCACCACUAAACCAAACUCUCUCUCGAUAUGAGUUUCUUUCUUGGCUUGUAGUGGUUACAUCAUCUAUUUUUCUAUCGAAAACUAAAUGUCUUCUUUUGUAACGUAGUUUCUUUUGUUCUAGUUACACAAAGUUGGGGUGAUUGAUUGAUGUGUAUACUAUA
Messenger RNA from Brassica oleracea var. oleracea, 1240 nucleotides. RefSeq names its product ubiquitin receptor RAD23c-like. The transcript is spliced from 11 exons. The coding region runs from base 21 to 1079 and encodes 352 amino acids. The record is from RefSeq and is a predicted model, not a curated record. Gene Ontology annotation, molecular function: damaged DNA binding; polyubiquitin modification-dependent protein binding; ubiquitin binding. Gene Ontology annotation, cellular component: cytosol; nucleoplasm. NCBI's taxonomy places the organism in Eukaryota, Viridiplantae, Streptophyta, Magnoliopsida, Brassicales, Brassicaceae. Gene Ontology annotation, biological process: proteasome-mediated ubiquitin-dependent protein catabolic process; nucleotide-excision repair.